Messenger RNA from Anoplopoma fimbria (sablefish), 2282 nucleotides. RefSeq names its product intraflagellar transport 74 (gene ift74). The record is from RefSeq and is a predicted model, not a curated record. The transcript is spliced from 20 exons. Gene Ontology annotation, biological process: cilium assembly; intraciliary transport involved in cilium assembly. Bases 154 to 1968 code for a protein of 604 amino acids. Gene Ontology annotation, molecular function: beta-tubulin binding. Lineage: Eukaryota; Metazoa; Chordata; Actinopteri; Perciformes; Anoplopomatidae. Gene Ontology annotation, cellular component: centrosome; intraciliary transport particle B; cilium.
UGGCUUUCUAGCUAGCUAGCGUUUGAACUUUUAGCGUUAGUUGACAUUUCCGUCCUCAAGUAAAGUACCUAACGAAACAGCCGCUUCGGUUGGACACUUAGAGACAGCUGCUGUCGAAGAAAACGACCAAGGAGGAGUUCAGUCCAAGGCAUCAUGGCCAGUCAGCGGCCUCCCUCCAGUAUCGGCCGUCCAUUGAGCCGCAGUGGUUCUGUGGUCCCUGGCGCUGGAAGACCCCCAACUGCCGUCCGACCUCCUCCUACAGCUAUCCGUGUCGCAACUGGGAUGGUUCCCGGUACAAGCGGUCAUCCCGGUAUGAGGGGCGGCAUCCCGAUCUCCAUCCCUGGAGUCCUCUCAGCACAGAUCAAAGUGACUGACAGGCCUGUGACCCAACAGGGGCUCAGUGGCAUGAAGACUGGCAUGAAAGGACCUCAGAGACAGAUUCUGGAUAAGUCCUACUACUUGGGCCUUCUUAGGAGUAAGAUCAACGAGUUAACCACAGAGACCAGCAAACUGCACAAAGAGAUUGACAACUACAACCAGGAGAAUUCUGUUUAUCUCUCCUACGAGAAGAGAGCCGAAGGCCUGGCUUUAGAGAUUAAGGAUUUUCAAGGCCAGCUUGCUGACUACAACAUGCUGGUGGACAAGCUCAACACCAACACAGAGAUGGAGGAAAUGAUCAAUGACUACAACAUUUUGAAGGCUCACAACGACAGCGAGGCUGAAAGCAUUGAUAGCAUCUUCACUGAGAGGAGAGAAAGAGAGGAGGCCAUCCGGGCGAUCGAGGAAGAGAUCAGGAGGGAAAGGCGCGUGGCUGAUGAGGUUGUCCAGGCGAUGCCAGCCGCAAAGCAAGAGAAGUAUUUCACCAUGACAACAGCCAAUGAGGAACUGCUACAGGAGCUAACUGUUCUCCAGGAGGAGCUGGACAUUCUGAUAACCAGGAAGGAGGACUACGACGCUGAGCUGGCCCACUCACACAUAAAGCAGGAGGUGGUUCGGCUUCACGAGACUCUAUCGGUGCUGGAGGCGAAACGUGACGCCAUGGAGGCUGAGCACAAGAGCCUGGGCUCCCCACAGGAGGAGAGGGAGCAGUUAUUCAAACAGGUGAAGGAAGACAACCAGGAAAUCGCCAGUAUGGAGAGACAGCUUACAGAGAUCAGGGACAGGAUGGGACAAAUCACAGAGGAGAUCCGGCAGCUGGAGCAGGACUCAGAGGAAGCUCAGGGGGAGUGUCAGCAGAAAUACAAAGAGCUGAAGAGGAAAGAGGAGGAAAUUGACCGGUACCUGGAGUCAUUUGAGGAGUCCAGGGCUCAGGAGCAGGACAAGAUGAACCAGAGUCAGGAGAACAUCGUCUCACUCCUGGAACACUGCAGCAGAAACAUGUUGCGGCUACAUCAGGUGGAUACAGUGACAGCCAGUGAGCUGAGGAACAUGCAGGAGGUGCUGGUCAGUAAGGAGACAGAGGUGGUCCAAUCAGAGAGCACUGCCAGAGGACUGACAUCUGAGUCCCAGCGUCUGCAGCAGGACCUGGAGAAGGUGCAGCAGCUGGAGGGGAAGAUCACGGGUGAGCUCAGCACCCUGAAGGAGCGCGUCACAACCAUGGAGUCUGAGCUGGUCACCUACCGAGACCUGGACACCCUGAGGCACACAGCUGAGGAGAAGAAAAAGAGACUGCAGGAGGACCGCGUAUCGCUGACUCAGCGGCGGGAUUCAUUCAGACAGCUGUUGGAGGAACUGAACCAGAAAUAUGAAGCUCUGAAGACCACGCUGCAAGAAAACGAGACUCACGCUCAGCUGGCUAACCUUGAGAGGAAAUGGCAACACUUGGAGCAGAACAACUUUGUAAUGAAAGAGUUCAUCGCCUCUAAAUCUCAGGAGAGUGACUACGCCUCCGUCGCCAAGAACGUCUCCCAACAAGUGGCCGAGUACAACAAGUGUCUGAUAGACUUCUUGCAGAACAACAGGGGUUAAACACACAUCAACAAACAGGAGAAAAAAAGGUUAUAUUUAAAACGUCUGCAGUCUGAAGACACAUUUCAGUUAACAUCAUGAUAAAGUGGUUAUUCUCGAGACAGUUAAAUAUUCACUUAAUAAACUUUUUCAGCUUUUGAUGAAAGUGGCACUGUCCAUUAGACUGUAACUGCUUACUGUUCGAAAAUACCUAAAUAUGUCUUUGUAGUUAAAGUUGAAAGUAUUUAUCUACUAUAUUUUGUAUUUAAAUGUGUAGGACAUUUUGCUGUAAUCCAUGUCACUACUGUGGGUUUCUGUGAACGUAUCUUUAAAGU